AUGAUAGCCGAUUCUACCCCAAGAGUUUUGUCAAUCCAGAGUCAUGUUGUACAUGGGUAUGUAGGAAAUAAAAGCGCAGUGUUUCCACUUCAAGUCUUAGGCUUUGAAGUUGACUAUAUAAAUACUGUACAAUUUUCAACUCACACUGCUUAUAAACAUAUCAAAGGAAAUGUCUUACAGAAUGAAGAAAUGGAAGAACUAAUACAUGGUCUGGUUUUAAACCAGGUUGAUUAUUUUACCCAUUUCUUGACUGGAUACUCAAGAUCGCCAGAUUCAUUGAAGCAAAUAGCUGAAAUCAUCAAAAAAUUAAGACAAAAAAAUCCUAAUCUCAUUUAUGUAUGCGACCCGGUUAUGGGCGACAACGGCAAAAUGUAUGUACCGGAAGAUAUCCUCCCAGUGUACAGGGACACGGUUGUCCCCCUGGCGGAUAUAAUAACGCCGAAUCAGUUCGAAGCUGAACUAAUAACCGGAAUGAAAAUGAAUGACCUGAGUGGGGCUUUGAAAGUCAUACGCGCCCUUCACGAGAAGGGCGUCAAAACUGUUGUUUUAUCAAGCACGGAUCUAGGCGACGAUAAAAAUAUGAUAGGAAUUGCUAGCACCAAAGGUUCGUGUUACAAAAUCGACAUUCCAAAAGUUGACGCAACGUACACGGGAACUGGAGAUUUAUUCGCCGCCCUGUUCCUAGCCUGGUCUCACAAAACCAACAACGACAUUAAGCUGACACUCGAGAAGACCAUCGCAACCCUACAAAGUAUUGUAAAUGAUACCUACGAGAAGGCAAGAGCAAAACAAUCUACGGGCAAAAUUCCACCAGCGCUCAUUGAAUUAAGACUUGUACAGAACAAAUCGAUUAUUGAAGACCCUAAAAUAACAAUCCACGCUGUUGAGAUUAAAUGA
Parnassius mnemosyne (clouded apollo) is the source of this 897-nucleotide messenger RNA. NCBI's taxonomy places the organism in Eukaryota, Metazoa, Arthropoda, Insecta, Lepidoptera, Papilionidae. The record is from the annotation of a GenBank genome assembly.